Molecule: messenger RNA, 1794 nt
Organism: Acinonyx jubatus (cheetah)
Lineage: Eukaryota; Metazoa; Chordata; Mammalia; Carnivora; Felidae
Gene: CPA3
Product: carboxypeptidase A3
Exons: 11
Coding region: 72-1325 (417 amino acids)
Biological process (GO): proteolysis
Molecular function (GO): zinc ion binding; metallocarboxypeptidase activity
Source: RefSeq, a predicted model, not a curated record
UCAGCUGCUCGUCCAGAUAAGAGCUGAGGCAUAAAGCUGGCAGAGGGUCUUGGGGCAGGCACAGAAGGACCAUGCGGUUCAUCCUGCCUGUGGGUCUGAUUGCUACUACCCUUGCAAUUGCUCCUGUCCGCUUCGACAGGGAGAAAGUGCUCCGCGUGAAGCUCCAGGAUGAAAAACAAGCAAACAUCAUAAAGGACUUGGCCCAAACCAACCAGCUUGACUUCUGGUAUCCAGAUGCCGCUCACCACGUAGCUGCUAAUAUGACAAUAGAUUUCCGAGUUAGUGAAAAGGAAUCCCAGUCCAUCCAGUCUUCUUUGGAUCAAAAUAAAAUGCACUAUGAAAUCUUGAUCCAUGAUCUACAAGAAGAGAUUGAAAAACAGUUUGAUGUUAAAGAAGAUAUCCCAGGCAGGCACAGCUAUGCAAAAUACAAUAACUGGGACAAGAUUGUUGCUUGGACUGAAAAAAUGGUGCAUAGGCAUCCUGAAAUGGUCUCUCGUAUUAAAAUUGGAACCACUGUUGAAGAUAAUCCACUAUAUGUUCUCAAGAUUGGGAAAAGGGAUGAAAGGAGAAAGGCUAUUUUUAUGGAUUGUGGCAUUCAUGCACGAGAAUGGAUCUCCCCAGCAUUCUGCCAGUGGUUUGUCUAUCAGGCAGCCAAAACUUAUGGCAAAAACAAAAUUAUGACCAAACUCCUGGACCGAAUGAAUUUCUAUGUUCUUCCUGUAUUCAAUGUUGAUGGAUAUAUUUGGUCAUGGACACAGAAUCGCAUGUGGAGAAAAAAUCGUUCCAAGAACCAAAACUCCAACUGCAUCGGCACUGACCUCAACAGGAACUUUAAUGCCUCAUGGAACUCUUUUCCGAACACCAAGGACCCAUGUGCAGAAACUUAUCGGGGCCCAGAACCAGAGUCCGAGAAAGAGACCAAAGCUGUCACUGACUUCAUUCGAAGCCACCUGAAAUCAAUCAAGGCCUAUAUCACCUUCCAUUCCUACUCCCAGAUGCUAUUGUUUCCCUAUGGAUAUACAUCAAAACUGCCACCUAACUACAAGGACCUGGCCAAAGUUGCAAAGAUCGGCACUGAUGUUCUAUCAACUCGGUAUGAAACCCGCUACAUCUAUGGCCCAAUAGCAUCAACUAUCUACCCGACAUCAGGUUCUUCUUUAGACUGGGCUUACAACCUGGGCAUCAAACACACAUUUGCCUUUGAGCUCCGAGAUAAAGGCAAAUUUUGUUUUCUCCUUCCAGAAUCUCAGAUAAAGCCGACCUGUAAAGAGACCUUGCUAGCUGUUAAAUUUAUUGCGAAGCAUAUCCUCAAGCAUACUUCCUAAAGAAUUGGCCUCAGUUUGGAAUAAGCCAAAUAAUGUUUCUUUAUGCCUUCUGCCAGAAAGUCAACCUUCAAUUAUACCUAGAUAUAGCUUCCACAUUACCUGAAUAGGUCCCUCUCUUGCUCACUUAAGUUCUAUGUUACUUCUUUUUGUUUUUAUUUACUCUCAAUAGCACCUUAACAAACAGCUUUAAGUGAAAGCUUUCAACAACCUUUCUUUGAUCCAAAUAAAGUUUGAAACCAUCAAAAAGUAUUAUUUUGAGUAUUUUGAAACAUGAUAUACAGCGGGAUAUACGUACAUCUGCGAAACAUGAUACACAGAAAUGAGAACCUUCAGUUUCUCCAGAAUCAGACUUUCCAUAUGGCUUCAUCAUUUCAUGUAUUAAUAUACUAAAAUUAAAUUAUAUUCCAAAAUGCAUCUUGUCUUUUGAUAAACUAUACUCUCUAUAUUUCUCUAUUAGCACUAAUAAUCA